AUGACCAAGCUAUCCAAGACUAUACGACUGCCAUCUAAAUAAAUCCAUAAUAUUCUGAUGCGUAUUACAAUCGAGAUAUAUAAUAUUGAUAUCUUAUAAUAAGGAAUUGUUUAUGAUGAUUUGAAAAAGUAUGGCUUAACUAUCCAAGAUUAUAGGAGUGCCAUCUAAUACUAACCAAAUGAUCCAUUAUACAAUGCUGAAUUAGGAUUUACCUAUUAUACUCUUAAAGAACUUCCUGAAUCCCGAGAACAAUUAAAAAAAGCUCUAGAUAUUUUAUAAAAUCUCACACCAAUUAAGAGAAUUUGA
Messenger RNA from Paramecium sonneborni, 306 nucleotides. The record is from the annotation of a GenBank genome assembly. NCBI's taxonomy places the organism in Eukaryota, Ciliophora, Oligohymenophorea, Peniculida, Parameciidae.